AACCACACUGGAGCCAACCAGAGUGCAGUUCAGUGGUCACUGGACUGGACUGGAGCUGCCACUGGACUGCAGUGACUAGACGAGAUGUGUGUGAGUCUUGGUUAGACCAUGAUUCAGGAGGCCAGUUUUACACAACUAGUCAGUCCACAGUCAGGUAGCGCGACUUAAACGGCGGCCAUGCGGGCGUCGCCGUCUUCCGCACUCGCGGAGAUCGCGCAGCGUGCGUCCGCGGUGUCGCAGGCGAGCAGCAGGCGCGACGUGGCAGACGAGAACUCGAAGGCAACCUCGCGCUCAGGCGCGCCUGAUUCCCGUUUAGGCACGCCUAACGGCGGCGAUGCGCCAGCACCGUUGUACCAUAAGCCGCGGGGAAAGCGGGAGGGCUUGGUACAUCGUCUCGCGGCUUUAAUAUUACAGCUGCGACUCGGUUCGGCGGUUGUAGUCCUACCUGUGCUGACGUUUUUCCUAGUGUGGUUGGUGUUGGCGGGAAGGAGAGGCGACGACGCAAGAGACGAAAUCAGCGAUAGUAAUUUACCAGGCAAUGGAGAUACAACGGUGAAUCCAACCAUAUCAGGCAUCGCAGGAGUCGCAGGAGUCGCAGGAGUCGCAGGAGGGGGGGUGACGUGGAUGGAGGUGGAGCGGCUCGCUAGGGGAGGCGCGCGAGCGAAGGACCGUUUUGGGUUCGGAAGCCUGCAUGCCGCGAGCGGCGGGGACGGGGAGAGCAAGACGAGCGGGAAGAGCGAUAUUCUCGAGGGGAGCGGGGAUGGCGGGAAUAACGAGAAGAAUGGGAUCAGUGGGGAAAGCGGGACAAACGGGAAUCGCGGGGGCGUUUCUGCGGCAGACUUGGUUGUCCACGUGGCAGUCGACCUCCCGGACUUUAUCCUCCUUCUGCUGCGGCCGCUGGCUACGUCUGAUGCGCUGGAAUCCGUCGUGGCAGCUGCAGCUGGGGAACGAUCCUCUGAGGUAGCCUCUAAGAACGUCUCUAAGAACGCGCGGUUCAGCAGGGCUUUGGUGUCCCGGGAGCAGCUAGAGCGGAUAAAGGAGAUGGAUUGCAACUUCGGGGAAGGUUCGUCGACUGCUCGCACGCGGGUGCUACAGGUGUCGGCCGAUGGGCUCGACGCUGUGGGCGACGUGGACGACAUGGGCGAUAUGAGCGACAUGGGCGACACAGGCGACGUGAGCGACCAAAGAAACAGCAGCAGGGGGGGGAGCAGCUCCAGCAGCAGUGCGACCAGCAGUGGGGGCAGCAGCGACAGCAGCAGCAGCAGCAGCAGCAGGGGUGGGACGGAAAGGGCGAAGGGUGGCAGCAGCAGGAGACGGCUGACGGCUGCUGGGAUGGCGGAAGAGCAGCGAGGGGACACCGGGGCGGGGCAGCAGGGGGCGGGAGGUGAGAGCAUGGGCGGCGAAGCGAAGGGAACGAGAGCGACGGCGGAGGGCCAGGUGGGAGGGGCGACUGCUGGGAUGAUUACUGGGGGGACUGCUGGGGGGACUGCUGGGGCCACUACUGCGGUGAUUGCUGGUGUGGUUUACGUGCACUGCGCUCGGCCUCAAGGGGAAAUAGCAAGGCUAGCCGCAACCACACGCAACAACAGCAGCAGCAGCAGUAAGGGUGUGCAAGUGGCGUUAGAAGACAAAACAGGCGGGCGGCUGGGCGGCUCUGCCGUGUGGCAGGCGUUGAACCACAAGAAGAGGCUGCCCCCUCUAGUGUACGAGGCAGUGACAGUGCGGAGGUCAGUGGGGGAAGAGGCAGAGGGGCGCGAGGGCGUGUAUCUGUUCGUGAGGGGGCUGCAGACCAAUCCGCAUCAGCCGCCGGUGCUGGCCAACGUCACGUGCGUCUAUGGGGCUCAUGGGGUUGAUGGGGGGAUAGAGGGAGGUGGCAAAAGCGGAAGCAGCAAUGAGCGGGCAGAGGAGGUGGGGCUGCUGCGGGUGCCUGCGGUGGCUGCUGCGAUGGAGGUGGUCUUCUGCCCGCUGCCCUCCCAUGCUGCCGCUGCUGCUGCUGCUGCUGCUGCAGCUGGUGGCAAUGACAGCGGUGAGGGUGGUGCGAGUGUCAACGCUGCGGCCAGUCAUGUGGCUCAGAGCAGGCCUGUGGCCAUGCGGGCAGUGACAGUGGAGUAUGAGGGGCGCCUGUUCCCAUCUGUAGCCUUCUUCGACCCCGUUGACCCCUUUGACCACCCGGAGGGCCUGGAGGAAAGCAGCACUGGUGCCGCGUCUCAGGCGCAACAGGAGGGUGGACUGGGAGUGGAGGGCCUUGUUGAUGAACGCAGCGAAGGUGCCAGUGGCAAUGGCAACGGCGAGAAAAAGGGAGCAGGGAGUGGGGAUGGGGGAGCAGGCAAGGAGGCUGGAGAGGGAGCGGGGGGUCAAAGCAGCAUGCAGGGGAGGGGGGGGAGGAGGAGGGAAAAGCCGCACUUUGUGUGCGUGUGCACGAUGAUUUUUAACGUGGGGAAGUUUCUGCGCGAGUGGGUGGUAUACCACCACUGGAUGGGCGUGGAUCGCAUCUUCCUCUACGACAACAACAGUGAGGACAACACCACGGCUGUCAUCGCCAGCCUUGCAGUGGACGGCGGCGCCCGUCUUGUUCUGGGCACGCCGGCCGGCCAGGCUGCUGUUGCGGCGGCGUCAGAGGCGGCAGCAUGGGGAGGGGGAGGGGGAGCGGGGCUGGCAGGAGGAGAGGAGGUGGGGAGUGAGGGAGGUCAGUGGUGGGUGCGGGCGGGCUUUGUCGGCUCCACUCACAACCAAAGCCUUGCAGCAUCAUUAUCACAAGAAUACCCAUCCUCCUCCUCCUCAUCCUCCUCCUCCUCCUCCUCCUCCUCCUCCUCCUCAUCAUCCUCCUCCUCCUCCUCCUCCUCCUCCUCCUCCUCCUCCUCCUCCUCCUCCUCCUCCUCCUCCUCCUCCUCCUCCUCCUCCUCCUCCUCCUCCUCCUCCUCCUCCUCCUCCUCCUCCUCCCCCCCAUCCCCAUCCCCCAUGGUAUCCCUCCACCCGUGGCCGUGGGUGAAGGCCCAGCAGGCGGGGUUCUCGCACUGCGUGCUGCGGGCAGCGCAGCAGUGCGAGUGGGUGGGGUUCAUCGACGUGGACGAGUUCGUCGCCCCCAAGUUCAUUGCGCACAUUGCCGAGGGCCGCAAGGGGCUCAGCAGUGAGGUGCGGGAGAAGGGCGCGUUCAUUCCGCAUGUGCUGAGGAGAGUGGUGCGGGCGAGUGAGAGGGAGAUUGAGGAGGUGGUCGCGAGGAAGGUGGCAGGGGAGGGGGAGAGGGGGAAGAGAGAGGAGAAGGGGGAGGAGGGUGGGGAAGGGCAGAGGAGCAUGGCGGGUGGGGGGAGGCGGGAGGCAGUGGGUGGGGGGAAUGGGGAGGAGGGGCAGGUGGCAGAGCGGGAGAGGGAAGGGGGGGGAGAGAUCCAAGGUGCUGCAGAUGCAAGGGGGAGUAGAGGCGUGGGAGGAGCUGUGCGGAGACGUCUUGCUGGUGGUGAUGCGUUUGUUGGUGCGGAUGACAGCGAGGGGUUGAGGAAGGGCAAGAAGGGCAAAACAGGCGGGAAGAGCAAGAAGGGCAAGACAAGUGAAGGGGAUAAGACGAUCAAAAGGAAGAAAGGAAAGGGCGAGGAAAGUGACAGACGUGAAGGAAAGCGGAUCAAGAAAAAUGCGAAGGCGGAGGAAGAAGGGGAGGAGUCGGGGAUAAAGAAGAAGAAGAGCAAAAAGGGCUUUGGUGUGACAGACUCGGAGGGAGAGUGGCCAGAAGGUGACAGUGAGAGUGAGAGUGACAGCACGGCAGGAGCCAGCAUGGAGAAGGAAAGAGCAGCGGACGACGUGCGACCGCUGGGGCAAAUCUCCUUCCCCUGUGUGGACUUCGGGCCCUCAGGCCUAACGCAGCAUCCCCAGCAGGGGGUAUCUGUGGGGUACACGUGCCGGGCACGCAAGCCCGACCGCCACAAGUCGUUUGUGCGGCCAGAGGCAGUGGCGGACUCUCUUUUUUGUCACAUCCACCAGUUCGAGCUGCGGGAGGAGAAGUACCGCAGCCAGGUGUUUUCGGGGAGAGUGCGGUUGGCCAACAUCAACCACUACAAGUUCCAGGUGUGGGACGAGUUCAAGGCCAAGUACCGGCGGCGAGUUGCCACUUACACAAAAGACUGGAAGGGAGCAAAGCAGAACAGCAAUGACCUCAUAGCGGGGCUGGGGACGGACGCGGUGGAGCCGGCAGACUGGGCGGGCAAGUUCUGCGAGCGCAACGACACUGUGCUCAGGGACUUUGUGAAGCUGGCUUUUGCUGUGAGGGAUGAGAGGAGAAGGGGCAAGGGGAAUCGGACACGCUUGGCCUGGGAAUGAAGCAAUGCCAGGGCCGCACACCACUACCAUAGAAGUUUGUGUUUCUUAAUGCAUAGACAGGAAAUUAUUUGAGGCACCUUUUGUGUUAGAGGUGGUGUAUAGAGUCAUAAGCAGGACAUUCAUAACAAAAAUAAAUCUCAAUCAAAAUGUGUCCUAACAAAGUCUCCCACUGUUGGAAAUAUCUCAAAGGACUUGAGCGUUUUUGAAGUGUAACACUGCACUCGAGGAAGACUACAGGGGAGCACGCGAGUCAACGGAGGUUACAUGAGGGGGCGGACAAAGAAUACGAAAAGACACGAAAGGUC
This is a messenger RNA of Closterium sp. NIES-67, 4610 nucleotides long. The record is from the annotation of a GenBank genome assembly. Lineage: Eukaryota; Viridiplantae; Streptophyta; Zygnematophyceae; Desmidiales; Closteriaceae.